UGGAUCAUCGGAUCGUCGCACAGCUGAACCUCCUCCGGAGAAGGUCUUUCUGUGGUCGCCGGUUAGCAUCAUGUCGGGCGUUGCGGAUACUAAAUUAUACGACAUCCUCGGAGUUUCACCCUCUGCAUCUGAAAAUGAACUUAAAAAGGCCUACCGCAAAUUGGCCAAAGAAUACCAUCCUGACAAGAAUCCCGAAGCUGGAGAUAAGUUUAAAGAGAUAAGUUUCGCAUAUGAGGUAUUGACAAACCCAGAGAAAAAAGAGCUUUAUGAUCGCUAUGGAGAGCAAGGGCUACGGGAGGGAGGAGGAGGAGGGCCUGGCAUGGAAGAUAUCUUCUCUCACAUUUUUGGUGGAGGACUGUUUGGGUUCAUGGGGGGACAAGGAAGAGGACGCAAUGGAGGCAGGAGGAGAGGAGAUGAUAUGGUACACCCUCUGAAGGUUUCUCUUGAAGACUUGUACAAUGGAAAAACCACAAAACUGCAACUCAGUAAGAAUGUGCUGUGUAGUGCCUGUAAUGGUCAGGGUGGUAAGGCAGGAGCAGUGCAGAAAUGCGUGGCAUGCAGAGGACGAGGCAUGAGAAUCAUGAUUAGACAGCUGGCUCCAGGAAUGGUUCAGCAGAUGCAGUCAGUGUGCACAGACUGCAAUGGGGAGGGUGAAGUAAUAAAUGAGAAGGAUCGCUGCAGAAAGUGCGAGGGCCAUAAAGUGUGUAAGGAGACUAAGCUUCUGGAAGUUCAUGUGGACAAGGGAAUGAGACAUGGACAGAAGAUCACAUUUGCUGGAGAAGCUGACCAAGCCCCAGGCAUGGAACCAGGAGAUAUAGUUCUGGUGCUGCAAGAGAAGGAACACGAGGAUUUCCGUCGUGAUGGCAGUGAUCUUCACAUGGUCCAUCGUAUCGGCUUGGUUGAGGCUCUCUGCGGCUUCCUGUUUACAGUCACACACCUGGAUGGACGUCAGUUGCUUGUUAAAUAUCCAGCUGGAAAGGUCAUUGAGCCAGGCUGCAUUCGAGUGGUGAAAGGAGAGGGAAUGCCACAGUACAGAAAUCCAUUUGAGAAGGGAGAUCUUUACAUCAAGUUUGAUGUCCAGUUCCCUGAAAACAACUGGAUUAACCCUGAAAAACUGAAUGAACUUGAGUGCUUGCUGCCUGCUCGUGCCGAGACUCCCGUCAUUGCAGCAGAUGCAGAGGAAGUUGACCUAACAGAUUUUGACAGGAGUCAAGGUUCAGGAAGUGGAGCCAGAAGAGAGGCCUACAAUGACAGUUCUGAUGAGGAAGGGGGCCAUCAUGGCCCAGGAGUGCAGUGCGCACAUCAAUAGAAAGACUACAGACUUGCACACACAUAGAAGUGUAAAAAAAACAAACAUCCCUUAAGUCCCAUUGCUAAGACCAUUCAAGAUUUGCUGCACAUACAUUUUUCUCCUUUCAUGAGUCACAUGAAAAAGAAAAAAAAAAAAUUACACACAAAUCACCCCCACCCCCCGAGCUCCAUGGUGCCCAUAAGUCAGAGAGAUCCUGGAUAUGUAAUGACCGCUUUAUGUUUAUGAACAAUAGUGUUCUUCAAAGCCAGCAGCAAGAAGGUGGUCCCACCUUUCAGAGCUUUACUGAGUGAACUUGACUCGGAUCCCUUUGUUUUCAUCCUAAAUGUUUACCCUUCACUACGGGAAAGACUAGUCUAACGUAUAAAAUGAAAAAAAAUUUUUUUGACCGUCUUGUCAAAGAUGUAGUUUAAAGUCAGUUACACACAAGCGCAUGCUGCUGUUUGCUUAAGAGCUUGACCAGGUAGAUCUGGGGUUCAGACACUACAGAAAAAUCUGGCACCACAACCGUUUAAAUUUCAGUGCGUCACUGCUAUCAAAGUGCCCUGCUCCCAUCAGUGCUAACCUGAUUAUAUCUUAAAAGGAGACCCUGGCAUAUUUUGAAAAUGGGAUUUGCUUGUUGUGUUCAUUUCCUAGCUGCCACACUUACAUUAAAGGCCUCACUAAAGCACCUGCCUGCCAGGUACAUGUUGUUUUUGUUUUUAAAGUCUGAAGUAUAAGCUGUUUCUGUCCAUUUUAGUGUGUAUGAUACGCCCCUUUUCAGACAUUCGGACAUGGCAGAAAUGACAUUGCUGGCUUCACUAAAGUGGUGAAAUUCUAUCAUUAUAGACAUGGAGCACCUUUAAUUUCCUUAAUUCAGACCUAGCCUUGACUGUGACAGAGUAAAUUUUUGAAUGUUUAGUUCUCUCCAUCAGUGUAACAUGGGGCAGGUUGUGAUUGUGUGUGUACUGCAUGGUGCUGCUGAGAGAACUGUACCGUGCCUGUAACACAUGCACCCAGGGACAGAAAUUUCUCUUCUGGAUUAGGAAUAGCAAAACUGCGUCACUGACAAAAUCAAGUUGUUGAGGAAAAAUGUCAUGUUACAGUUAUGACUCCCACAGAUGCAUGCACACACGUUCAGUCUUUGUCAUUCCUGAAGAGUGAAGAUUGUUCAGACAUGAAGCUGACAUUUUUAGUUGCAGACAGAUUAAUUGAAAUGAUUGCAUGUCUGAAAGGGGGGGGGGGGGGGGGGUUCAGUGUGUUUGAGACCUCUGAACUUGAAGUUUUGUGUUUAUUUGAGUUGAGGUCACACUUGUAUACUUCUUGUAUGUGUGUAAUGCAGCGGCUCAGUGGGAGCUGCUGUUGAAUGUUCUGGCUUAUUAGGGUGGUAGGUAUUCCUGCUUUGUAUUGGACUGCAGUGUGAGUGGGUAUUAAAUAAAUUUAGGGAAGGGGGGGAAAAAAAAAGAAUGUUAUUUUCUGAGAAUCUUCCCCACAUGGACAGACAUUUUUCUUCUACUCACCAGGACUGAGAAGUCCUGGCUUGCAGGAAAACCACUGAGCCUGCACCAAACCAAACCCUCUAUAUUAUACAUAUCUCCUUAUUGUAGAGUUGUUAGCCAAACCUAUGUCCCUUAACAUGUUAUAAGACGCCCAUCCCCAUAUACCUGUAAAUAAAUACAGUCCUAUUCCACAGGUGCAUUCAGAGUCUACAGCAGUGUUUUUCAUUAGCCACAACUUUUUCUUAAGUAAGCAAGUAAUGCUAAUGUUAUGUUUAGAUCAAGAAAAGCUAUUGGAGCCACUGUAGACUUUCAUCAUGCACCUCUGUGACUCAUUGUGUAUUUAAUUUAGGCCACGGGAUAAUGUGUACACAAUUUAAGGAGGGUCAUUGGUAAAUUACAUUAUUGUUGCUUAUGGUUGUCGAGAUCAUAAUUAAACUGUAAAAUAAAUGACUGCAAGUUCAUUGCUCGGUUCUGUUUUUAUAUGUACAACCUGUACUGACUUCUGAACAUUCUGUAUGAUAUGCUUUGUUGUAACCACAAACAGAAAGAAACACCACCACUGAUCUAAAAUCUCCAUCAUUAAAACUAAACACAUUUGA
Molecule: messenger RNA, 3386 nt
Organism: Archocentrus centrarchus (flier cichlid)
Lineage: Eukaryota; Metazoa; Chordata; Actinopteri; Cichliformes; Cichlidae
Product: dnaJ homolog subfamily A member 2-like
Exons: 9
Coding region: 71-1309 (412 amino acids)
Biological process (GO): response to heat; protein folding
Molecular function (GO): ATP binding; Hsp70 protein binding
Source: RefSeq, a predicted model, not a curated record